AUGUCCCUCGCCAUGUACAACAGCAACACCCUUGCCAACAGCAGAGCAGAUCCCCCGGGUGACUACGCACGAUCCAUGAGUGUCAGGUCGCUUGGAUCGGAGGCCUCUGCCGACACUGACCAGACCAGCAAGGAUGAUUUUGAAGGUGCCCCUGGCCUUUACAAGCGAUCUGUGAGCACAAAGAAAAUUGGGGUUUCAAUUCGACACAUCGAUGUCCCGAACGAGGAGAUUGCCCAGAUUGCCGAGAAAGAAUGCGACACUCCCGGCCUCUACAAGCGAUCUAAGAGCACCAAAUGGACUGCUGCAUCCACGCGCAACAUUGACAUCUCGAAGGCUGAGGUUCUCACCAGUGUGAACGACGAAGCCGAGCCAAUCGCCAGGAAACAUGGCCAACCAACCGUACGAUUUACCCUAGAGAGCAACUAG
Molecule: messenger RNA, 426 nt
Organism: Seminavis robusta
Lineage: Eukaryota; Bacillariophyta; Bacillariophyceae; Naviculales; Naviculaceae
Source: the annotation of a GenBank genome assembly